Messenger RNA from Polyodon spathula (Mississippi paddlefish), 6716 nucleotides. Its product is annotated as leucine-rich repeats and immunoglobulin-like domains protein 1. Gene Ontology annotation, molecular function: protein binding. Bases 1200 to 4424 code for a protein of 1074 amino acids. The record is from RefSeq and is a predicted model, not a curated record. Lineage: Eukaryota; Metazoa; Chordata; Actinopteri; Acipenseriformes; Polyodontidae. The transcript is spliced from 19 exons.
UGGGUGUGGCUGACUGGUGAUUGACAGUUGGUCAAUUUUAAUCGAACCUUACGGCGGCUGAAGAGCUAUAGACAGCCAAUGAGCUGACGAGCGUGCACAUUUCUAAGACCCUGUAGCCAAUAGAAGGCAAAGAUGGGCGGUUUUAGAACCCUAUGAUGUAUCCAACGUGUGUUCAGAAGCAAGCGCUCUGAAAAAAAAAAAAAAAAAAAAAAAAAACACUGAUAGUGCUUACGGUCUGAAGCGGGGGAAUCAAUGUGGUAAAAAUCGUACUGCUGUGAAUUACUUGGCGAUAGAGUAUGGUUGAUAAGCAACUGUAGGAAAUUAGCGGCGUGUGGAUUGGGAAUCGUGGAAGCGAGAUACUGAGUUGACGUGCGGGCUGGAAAGGUGCUUGUUGUGAAAGACGUGGAGCAACAACAACUGAGAAAUAAUCUUGAUCAUCAAAUAGACCGUCCUGCCACAUCUCACUUAUCAGUAGUAGGCUGUUGCAGUAUUGGAACUUAUUACAGUUCCGUAAAAACUGUGUUGGUAAAAACAUGAUACAUAAGUAGCCUGCUUCUGAAAAGUUUUUUCAGAUAUAAUUGUUUCCAGAAAAGUGGCAUGCUGGAUCGUAUCUUUGCAUAUCUGCAAGAAAUCUACCACUCCAUCAGCAUGCUGAAUAUUUUACAUAUUUUCUCCGGAAGAUGUAACAUGCUUGGAUGUAGCGAUUUUGCAUAGCUGGCGUGCAAAAUAGAGUCGGUAUUUUUUGGAGAAUUUGCACGUUUGGAAAAGAAAACAAUUGGAUGUUUCUUUUUUAUACGUUUUAAACGAAACAUCGUUGAGAGAAACCGUGUGCCUGUCUGACACAUCCCGUCUCUUGCAUCCUUUUAAGGGCAACCGCUUUCGACUUGCACUGAGUUUUGGCCGGUAGACAAGUUUUUUGUAUUUCUUUGUAAAUCGCAAGUCACUUUUUAAUUUUGCAGUAGAGUGCAGUUCGGGUAUCCCAAAUCCCCUCUGGAAGUAGCUAACUAGUUUCACAAGGAGAAUCGGGACAUGCAAGCGGGUUUAACUGUCAUUAAUGGGCUAGUUAAUACCGAGCCAGCAAAUGCGAAUGCAGUUUGUCUAUAAUAACCACUAAUAGUGUUUUUUUUUUUUUUUGUUAAAGCUGUACCAAUCUGUGGUUCAUCUGAGCUGCCGUAGACUAUUAUUAAACUGGAUACAAAAUGGCGGCCUCGUUGGGACACAUUGGAUUGCUGCCUUAUUAUUUUGCGUAUUUAAUAUGUAUUGUAGAACUGCUUAUCUCCUCCGGGUUCAGCAUCGAAUUGCAGUGUCCUUUGAAUUGUACAUGCACUGGAAACCUGGUAGACUGCAGCAAUUUGGGGCUGACGGAUAUUCCAUUGGAUCUCCCACGCUGGACAUCCUAUCUAAACCUGAGCUUCAACAAGCUGACAGCGAUCGAUCAGGCUGCCCUCUCUGAGCUGCCGAACCUGCGGGAGUUGCGGCUUGGUCACAAUGAGCUGACAGCCAUUCCUUCAGUAGGUGCCAGUUCUUCGAACAUUGUCUCUCUUCAUCUGCAUCACAAUAGGAUUCGCAGUAUAGAGUCAAGCCAGCUAAAGCCUUUUGUCUCCUUGGAAACCUUGGAUCUAACUUCCAAUGAGAUUACUGAAAUACGAAGCACCUGUUUUCCAUCGGGACUGCAACUCAAAGACAUAUGUCUGGGCAGUAACAAAAUAGGUCUCCUGGAGCCCGGUGCUUUCGAUAGCCUGUCACGUUCCCUGCAAGUACUUCGUUUGAGCAGAAACAGGAUUGCCCAACUUCCUGUCAAAGCAUUCAAGUUACCCUGGCUAACACAAUUAGAUUUGAACCGGAACAGAAUCCGCUUGAUUGAGGGCCUGACUUUCCAAGGACUGGACCGUUUGGAAGUGUUGAGGCUACAGAGGAACAACAUAAACAAGCUGACCGACGGGGCCUUCUGGGGGCUGGCUAAAAUGCAAGUGCUCCAUCUCGACUACAACAGCCUGACUGAAGUGAACAGUGGCUCGCUGUAUGGGCUGUCCUCUCUUCAUCAGCUGUACCUAGGCAACAACUCCAUAUCGCGCAUCAAUGGCUGGAGGUUCUGCCAAAAACUGCAUGAGCUGGUUCUGUCCUACAACAACCUGACGCGGCUGAACGAGGGCAGCCUGGCUGGGCUGGGGGGGCUGCACAUCCUCCGACUGAGUCACAACUCUAUCAGCCACCUCUCCGAGGGAGCGUUCCAGGGACUCAAGGCCCUGCGCUCACUGGAGCUGGACCAUAACGAGAUCUCUGGCACAAUAGAAGACACCAAUGGGGUCUUCUCAAGUCUGGCCAGCCUGAACAAGCUAACUCUGUUUGGAAACAAGAUCAAGUCAGUGGCCAAGAAAGCGUUCUCAGGCUUAGAGGCCCUCGAGCACCUGAAUUUGGGGAACAAUGCAAUCCGCUCCAUCCAGCCUGAUGCCUUUGCAAAAAUGAAGAGCUUAAAGGAACUACUCCUCAACAGUGACAGUUUCCUUUGUGAUUGCCAGCUGAAGUGGUUACCCCAGUGGCUCAGCGGGAAGAAAUUUAAGUCCAGUGUCGUGGCCUCGUGUUCCCACCCAGAGUCCUUACAAAGCAGAAGCAUUUUCAAUGUCCCUGCAGACAGCUUUGUGUGUGAUGAUGUCCCGAAGCCACAGAUCACGCUCCAGCCUGAGACCACAAUGGGAGUGCUGGGGAAAGACAUCCGUUUUACCUGCACGGCGGCCAGCAGCAGCACCUCGCCAAUGAGCUUUGCUUGGCGCAAAGACCAGGAUCUCCUGCGCGACGCGGACAUGGAGAACUUUGCUCAUGUGCGGGCCAAGGAUGGCGAGGUGAUGGAGUACACCACCAUCCUGCACCUGCGUCACGUAACCUUCGCACACGAGGGCCGCUACCAGUGUAUCAUCACCAACCACUUUGGAUCCACCUACUCGAACAAGGCGCGUCUCACUGUCAAUGUCCUUCCCUCCUUUAUCAAGAUGCCACAAGAUAUCACAAUCCGCACUGGCACAACGGCCCGGCUGGAAUGUGCUGCAGAGGGGCACCCCUCUCCCACCAUUGCCUGGCAGAAAGACGGGGGCACAGACUUCCCAGCCGCGCGGGAGCGGCGUAUGCAUGUGAUGCCCGAUGACGACGUCUUCUUUAUCAUGAACGUGAAGAUUGAGGAUAUGGGCGUCUACAGCUGUACAGCGCAGAACAUAGCUGGUACCCUCUCCGCCAAUGCCACUCUGUCCGUGCUGGAGACACCUUACUUGGUUCAGGCGCUGGAAGAUCACACUGUGGCAGUGGGGGAGACGGUAGCAAUGCAGUGCAAAGCGAUGGGCAGCCCCCUCCCCCGGAUCAGCUGGCUGAAAGGGGACGAGCCUCUGCAACUGACAGAUCGCCACCACUUUACUCCUGGCAACCAGCUGCUCAUAAUCCGCAAUGCGGAGCAGGAAGACUCUGGCAAGUACACCUGCGUGAUGUCCAACACCCUGGGGACCGAGCGAGCUCACAGCCAGCUCAUUGUUCAGCGGGCAAGCGGCUGUGUGGUCAGCAGGAGGGAUGGCACCGUGACUGUGGGCAUCAUCAUCAUCGCUGUAGUCUGCAGCAUCGUCAUCACCUCGCUGGUCUGGGUCUGCAUUAUCUACCAGACAAGGAAGAAGAGUGAAGAAUACAGCGUCACGAAUACAGAUGAAACCAUUGUCCCUCCAGAUGUCCCAAGUUACCUGUCUUCUCAAGGAACUCUGUCCGAUCGACAGGAAGUGUGCAUCAGUGUGGAAGCCAGCCAAGGUCCUCAACCCAAUGGACACAUUGAGAGCAAUGGUAUUUGCCAGAGUGAUGCAGGAGGAUGUGAACACAUGGAAACCCAAAUGGCCUGUAGAAGAAAAGACGACGACACAGCAAGGCCAGAAAACACAGCUGGGUACAGAGUUCAAGUGAUCUGCAGCGAUUGUUUGAAUAAUACCAACACUUACUCCAAAAAUCAAGAAUGUUACUCUCAGAACUUCAGAGCAGAGGAUCACUCACAUCAACAAGCACUUAGCAGCACAGGAUCAUGCAGGGCUGACCUGGAAGAUUCAGGCCCUGAGAAUCACCAGCACUACAAUGGGACAGUCAGUAGUUUGGAAAGAGAAGGCCCUAUGUAUCCUAGCAACCAUGACAGGAUGAUGGCACAAACACAGAAAGGACUGAAACAUUUUGACAUGAAUGGUUCCCAUUCACAACCUAUAGAAAUUUCAGGACCACUCAGUACUGCCUGCCCUCCAUCUUUAGAAGGUUCGUUCCACGAACCAAUUAAAUUAACCAGUCUUCCUCAGACCUCAUUGGACAAUAAAUGUGAGGCCAGACAGGCACUGCCUCCUAGUGGACACCUACCCGUGCUAUGUGACUCCAUUAUUAGCGAGAGUACUCCAUUGAGGAGAGCCAGUGAUUGAAAGGAUGGCCAUAAAAACUGUUUUUCCUCUUUGCACUGAAAACUCUUAUUUAUUGUUUUUGAGACACUACCUCAACUUUGAAACCAGAAGCUCUCCAAGGAAUCAGAAGUUUGAGGACACUGGGGGGGUGGGUAGGAAGGAAUCCUGUUUGAGUGUUUUUGCGUUGUACAUAAUUGUAAUCUUCCCGGAGUUCUCAUUUGUAGUUCAACAGAUAACGUGCAUUUGAUGCAUGCAGAUGUAGGGCAUAUUGUACAGAGAAAGAGUUUUAUUGAAUAUGGCUUGUACAUAAGAGUUUUCAUAUAUCUUUUACAAAGGAUAUUUUAAUCUUUAUUCAGUGCAUGAAUAACUGAGUGGAUUCUUUUAAACUAGGCUUUUUUCCAAUUUCUAAACUGAAAAAAGUACUGUCUGGUGCCUUACUGCAUGAACACUAAGUACACUCAUAGGAAUCCACUUCUCACAACAUUUGAUCAAUUACAAACAUAUAUUUUAAAAGGAUAUUGGAAAGAUCACCAGCACACACUUCAAUUUUUAAUUGCACUUCUAGAUUUAGUUUUAUAAAGAAUUAUAAUGCUGGUGAUUUAUGGCCUUAAACACACUUCUCAUUAACUGAAUUGUACAGUGGAAGAGCUUUGGUUCGACUUUUCAUUGGUGUGGAAAUGAAUGUAAACCCUAUACAUUUGUGUGGCUACAAAGAGGAUCAUCCUAUUUUCAAUCACUUUGUCUGGGGACACACACAUCCAUUCUUGUACCUGCUGAACCUUAUUUUGGAUUUUAAAAGUUGGUGAAAAACAGGUUGCAAAAUGUUUGGCCUACACAAUGUAAUAACAUUUACAAAGGUAAUUAUUACCUUCAAAUAAAUGUACUGUUUGCAGGGACUCUUUCUCGUCAUCGCACCCUACUGGCCAGACACCAAAUACAUUCAGUGAGAUCGGAGGACGCUCACAUGCUGUCAAUUGUUAUUACAAAAUAAUAAUAAUUGGUCACUCUAAAUUAAAAAAAAAAAAAAGCGCACCACCAACUUUUGUUAAAUGCUGUACUAUAUAAAGCUAUAUGAAACUAAAAGCCUCUUAGACCAUUUCAUUCACAAAUCUCAGAUAUGUUCUUUGCAUUAAUUCGUAAUUAACGUCCACAUUUUCCUUUAAAUGCCCAAAUCACUUUUAGAUCAAUAUUCAAUUAAUACAUUUUAAUAUGGUCUAGUGUAAGGGUUUUUAAUAAAAGGUUCUUUCUGGUUUUCACAGAGUGCUUAUCUCAAAGCCCAAAGACUUUGAGACUAUUAUCUCUCUAGUCAUUUGCUCCACAUUUUAAAGUACAUGUCUCUGAUUCCUAUUGACCCUAUAGGGGAUCUUCACUCAUGUCACCACAUAUUUAGUAUAUUAUAUAGAAAUGAAGUACGGCAGAAAUGUCUUUAAUGCUCAGGAUGCAGUUCCUUUUCAUGUAUCCUGUAGUUAUGUUUGAAAAUAGAAUAAAUUUGAGCUGUUAACCUCAACACUAUCUGGUAUCCAAGCUCUUCCAUAUAAAAUCAUUUUACAUGUUUAAAAGCUGCUGCAGCUGGUGUUGGUUAACUGUGGACAUAAUCAGUUUGUGUAUAUUUAAAAAAAAAAAAAAAGUUUUAAUAUUACAUGUUUUGUUAAACUGUAGUGGUAGUAACAAAUAUGGACCACUUGGACAAAGGAGAAUCUUAUUUGGGUUUAUAAAUAACAUGAGACAGCAACACAUUAUUUUCCAAGCUACUUGUCUAGAUCAUUCUAGUCUGUUUUUGAUUCUCGACAGAAUUGCACUUUUUGACAGGUAGCGUAUAUGAGUGCCAAUGUACUGUUGAUGCUGUGGGCAAGUGAAACGAUGUGUAAUAUUAAGGAAAAUACCUGCAGAAUAAAACGUGCAGCUGUGAUUCAAAGAACCAAACCAGCAAUUAUAUUUAUCAAAUUGUUUGCAAAUUGGAAGCAAGAUGUUAGACCUGGACAACGAUGUAAAAGAAUCUGUGUUCAUGCUGUUGGCAGGAAUUUAUUUCCCCCUCUCUAACCAAUUGUUAUUGAAAACACAACAUAGCCUCAAACGUAAUGGUGAAAAGCUCAACGUUGCAUUAUUUUUAAGAGAUUUAUUUUUUUUACUGCCACAGCUAGUAUGCUUGUACUGCUUCCGAGAGACAAAGAGAGAGUUAAAAAGAAAAUGUCGCUUUUCUGUACAAAACUGUUUACUUAUAUAAACUUUGGUAAAAAGGUUGUACACUGAGUAGAACAAGUGUCUAACAAAUGACACUGAAGUGUCUUUAUUAAAAACCCAAUUAUAAUAUGA